Molecule: messenger RNA, 367 nt
Organism: Lottia gigantea (owl limpet)
Lineage: Eukaryota; Metazoa; Mollusca; Gastropoda; Lottiidae
Exons: 4
Biological process (GO): peptidoglycan catabolic process
Molecular function (GO): N-acetylmuramoyl-L-alanine amidase activity
Source: RefSeq, a predicted model, not a curated record
AUGCAUGCCUCGAAUUGUGUACCCUACAAAGGCCAGCAACAAACAGCCGAGGGUUAUACCUGGGCGAAUAUUGAUUUUAAUGGACAGGUUUUACCUCGAGAAAUCAAAACCCGAAUUUUUGCUGUUUACGUUUUACUUACGGAUGAUAGCCCUUUAAAAACAGAUAUUAUUGCUGGCGGCAUUCUGAAUGAUCGGCAGUCCGGUUGGGCAGCAACCAAAUGGUUAAAUAUCGGACCAUGUGGAACCGGCAGCGAUUGGCCUGAUAUAGGUUAUACCUUUGUUAUUGGAGAAGAUGGAAAUGUCUACGAAGCCCGAGGGUGGGAUAUUAUUGGGGCUCAUACUUACAAUUAUAAUUAUAAUGGAUUAG